Molecule: messenger RNA, 2373 nt
Organism: Vigna umbellata (rice bean)
Lineage: Eukaryota; Viridiplantae; Streptophyta; Magnoliopsida; Fabales; Fabaceae
Source: RefSeq, a predicted model, not a curated record
CAUGGCAACUUCUAAAGUAGUUCUCGGUAACAUUCUCUUUGUGUUUGUUUGUUUAGGAAUUUGCUCUGCUGCAAGAACACUCCUCACUCUAGAGGACCGUGUCAACUUGCAUGUUGGCACUGUUGUUGGUGGAUAUGGCGGUGGUGGAGGAAGUGGCGGCGGCGGAGGAGGAGGAGGUGCUGGAGUAGAGCGAGGUGCUGGUGGCUACGGAGAAGGAGCUGGAGGAGGUGAAGGUGCCGGUGCUGGAUAUGGGGCUGCGGGUGGUGGACACGGUGGUGGUGGAGGAAACGGUGGUGGCGGUGGCGGUGGUGCUGAUGGAGGUGGAUACGGAGGAGGGGCCGGUAAGGGUGGUGGUGAAGGAUAUGGCGGAGGUGGAGCAAAUGGGGGUGGUUAUGGUGGUGGAAGUGGAGGAGGAGGAGGCGGUGGUGCAGGGGGUGCUGGUAGUGGUUAUGGAGGCGGGGAAGGGAGUGGGGCUGGCGGUGGCUACGGUGGAGCCAAUGGUGGAGGAGGAGGUGGUGGAAGUGGUGGGGGUGGUGGAGGAGGUGCUGGCGGAGCAAAUGGAGGAGGAUAUGGUGGUGGUGAGGGAGCUGGACAAGGAGCCGGUGGAGGAUACGGUGGUGGAGCAGCCGGUGGGGGUGGGGGUGGCUCUGGUGGCGGUGGCGGUGGAGGCUAUGGCGGUGGAGGUUCACGUGGGGGUGGGUAUGGAGGUGGUGGUGGGAGUGGCGAAGGUGGUGGCCACGGUGGUGGAUACUACCCCUGGACCACACUGUGGGGACAUCCAACUUUCAUAUCCAUGUGCUUCAACCACUCUUUGCUCUCAACGCGCCUUCCCAAUCCCUAUAAAUACCCUUCAACCUUCGUCACUUCUAAACCAACCUACCUUCUGCGAUUUCAUCUUCACUUCAAUCCCAUGGCUACUAUACACGGAUUUCCCACUUUUCUUUUCUCACUACUGUUGGCUCUGGGUCUAUCUUCUGCUACAAGGACCCUUCUCACCUUUGAUGCUGGAUAUGGUGUAGGCCAUGGCAUUGCUGGUGGUUAUGGUGCUGCUGCUGCUGGAAGUUAUGGAGCUGGUGGAGGUGGCGGCUCGGGUGGUGGCGGUGGAUAUGGUGGGGAGCAUGGAGUUGUUGGGUAUGGAGGUGGUAGUGGCGGAGGACAGGGUGGGGGAAUAGGAUAUGGUGGUGAUCAUGGAUAUGGUGGUGGUGGUGGAAGUGGUGGCGGUGGCGGUGUGGCUUAUGGUGGUGGGGGAGAGCAUGGUGGUGGUUAUGGUGGAGGUGAAGGAGGUGGAGCAGGAGGGGGAUAUGGAGCCGGUGGGGAACAUGGCAUUGGGUAUGGAGGAGGUGGCGGUAGUGGUGCUGGUGGUGGAGGUGGGUAUGGUGCAGGAGGAGCACAGGGUGGUGGAUACGGUACGGGUGGAGGAGCUGGUGGUGGUGCAGGAGGACAGCAAGGGGGCAGUUACGGGGGUGGUCAAGGAGGUGGAGGGGGAGCAGGUGGAGGAUACGGUGAAGGUGGAGUACAUGGUGGUGGUUAUGGUGGUAGUGGUCAAGGAAGUGGAGGUGGAGCAGGUGGAGGGUAUGCUGGUGGUGGUGGACAAGGAGGUGGAGCUGGAGCUGGUGGAGGAUAUGGUGCGGGUGGAGAGCAUGGAGGUGGAUAUGGUGGUGGACAAGGAGGAGGAGCUGGUGGAGGAUACGGUGCGGGUGGAGAGCACGGUGGAGGAUCAGGGGGUGGUCAAGGAGGUGGAGCUGGUGGAGGGUACGGUACCGGUGGAGAGCAUGGUGGAGGAUAUGGGAGUGGCCAAGGAGCUGGAGCAGGCGGAGGUUAUGGUGGAGAGCAUGGUGGUGGCUAUGGAGGAGGUCAAGGAGGUGGAGGUGGAUAUGGUGCUGGUGGAGAUCAUGGUGCUGCUGGCUAUGGAGGUGGUGAAGGAGGUGGAGCUGGUGGAGGGUAUGGUGCCGGUGGGGAACAUGGCAUUGGGUACGGAGGAGGUGGAGGAAGUGGAGGUGGGAGUGGAGGAGGUUAUGGUGAUGGAGGAGCCCAUGGAGGUGGAUAUGGUGGCGGCGCCGGUGGAGGAGGUGGGUAUGGGGCAGGUGGAGCACAUGGUGGUGGUUACGGAGGAGGUGGUGGAAGUGGUGGGGGCCACGGUGGCUAUGUUCCCUAAGAAUUUGUCUACAAAGCACACUAGAUUUCGAAGUGAAGCCUUGGAAAGAAUAAGCAUGAUGAUAAUAAUAAUAACUUAACAAGCACCUUUUUAUAAACUAAAGAUUUUUAUGUACGCAAAUAUAUCUAUAAUUAUUAAUUGCAUUACGGUAAAACUAUUCUCUUCUUCUUGUACUUGAUUUUAUAUUUAUAUGGAAGAAAUAUGCUGAGUUUGAGAAU